Messenger RNA from Klebsormidium nitens, 1839 nucleotides. The record is from the annotation of a GenBank genome assembly. Lineage: Eukaryota; Viridiplantae; Streptophyta; Klebsormidiophyceae; Klebsormidiales; Klebsormidiaceae.
UUUUCCGAUGAAGUGGAUCCACCAUUUUCAGUAGCAGCACCAAUUCACGUCCAGUCGACAGUGGCGUUGAUGGAGGCCAGGCAUGAUCCUCUUUCUGCAAUUAUACCUUCGCACAGUUGGUCUACGUUCUGGGUUCUGAUCAGCAAGGCUGCCUCUGUUGAACUGAUGUGACUUGUUUACUGAAGUCCACAUGAGACCUAACAGGGCGCAAGGCGGGCGCGGUGAAUCUCGUCAUUGGUUUUCAGCCCGCUCAAGUCUGCACCCCCCACAGACAGCAGCUCACGUUCCAAUGCUGGCAAUGUCAGCAGUCUGAUGUUAAAAAGGAUUCAUGGGAUUGUCUGGUGUUGUGAGGAGCUGUGAACUUCACAUUCAGCAUUGUUAGGCAGCAGAUGCGCUAUUUAUCAAGGAUGGAGUCUAUUUCGCAGUUUGUGUUGUACGGGACAGGAGCACUCUUUGCUGCUGCUGCACUGAAAACAGUCUAUGUCAAGGCGGUGAGAUCAGACAUACUGGUUGAUGUGUCAAUAUCUCCAGUAUUGAAGCAGAUGCGCUGGCCAGUUCAUGCGUCUCACAGAGGUGGUAGCCGGGCCUGGCCCGAGAACACAAUGCUCGCUUUCCGCAACGCAGUGGGUAUGACAGGCGGAGUUGGAGAGGUGCCACGCACACAAGUCAUUGAGUUUGAUGUUCAAAAGUCAAGGGACAACAUUCUGGUUAUUAUGCAUGACUACAACGUUGCCACCACGACAAACGGGACUGGACUUAUUUCUCAGCUCACAUUGGAUGAAAUCAAAAAGCUGGAUGCAGGAUACCGUUUCACCACUGAUGAAGGACUCACAUAUCCUUAUCGCGGAAAAGGGAUCACGGUUCCUACGCUCGAGGAAGUCCUCAGUACUUUCGUGCCAAUCAAAGAACUACUCUUCUACAUCGACUUCAAGAGCCCGGGUGCUGUAGCAGACACACUCGAGGUUGUCAAGCGUUUUGGGAUUGAGGAGCGAAUCAUCAUGGGAGCGAUUCCUACGGAUGCGAACUUGGAGGUCAGAAGAUUAAAGCCGUCCUGCGUUCCGGUAACCCCAGACAAGAACAGCAUGAUACUCAUGUAUGCGAUGUACUGCCUCGGUUUGCUGUGGGUGGUUCCUAUGCGGUUCGAGAUCGUGGGGACCACAGCGCACCGCUGGGGCUUCAAAGUGUUGACGCCCGGGCUGGUCAAGGCGUUCCACGACCGCGGAAGAUUACUGGCUGUUUUCGGGCCGCAUAUCGACACCCCUGAAGGCCAAUUGGACUGCAUACGGAUGGGCGUCGACAUGCUCUUCACCGACAGACCCGACGUUUUGAGUGUCACCCUGGAGGGCCUAGCGAAGGAGAAGGAAAGCACAAAUAAAGCGCUGAGUUGACCUUCCCCGUAUUUAACAUAAAGACAGUAAACUUAUCUUAUCUAGUGGCGACUCAAGUGCGAGGUGUAGACAACGGUCGAAGAGCGUUGUUGUAUAGCAGGUUGGCUCGACACAAUAUGCUGAUUCUCCUAUCAAGCAUCUAGUCGAAAUUGAAGAGUUUCUUGAGACGAACAUAUAAGGAUGCACCUGCGUUCAGGUGUCACUGGAGCACUAAAACGCACGCUCGUGGAGUACAUUGAGGGCCGACUCGUUGUUUGCAGUAGUGAUCGUCAUAUGAUAGAUGUGCAUACUGCAUUCCUGCUUAAUUGGGCCUUUUUGAGUUGGCUGGCAACACGAAGGCCUUUCAUAGCUAGACGCAAGGGGUUCAUGCGGACCUAGGUUUCGUAGAUUGUGAACCUUCAACUGGAACCUUUCUUGGAUCCCACCAAAUAUUUAUUCAUGGCAUCGUGUC